Harpegnathos saltator (Jerdon's jumping ant) is the source of this 1920-nucleotide messenger RNA. RefSeq lists its product as uncharacterized. The record is from RefSeq and is a predicted model, not a curated record. The transcript has 4 exons. NCBI's taxonomy places the organism in Eukaryota, Metazoa, Arthropoda, Insecta, Hymenoptera, Formicidae. The coding region runs from base 295 to 1860 and encodes 521 amino acids.
CGUAAAUAUAAACAAUAUUUGGACGACAGUACAGAGAUAAUUCCACGAGUCACAAAAUAUAAAAGAAAACUGGAGUAAUGUAAACAACUUUCUUCUAAUGAGUAUCAUGAAUUGGAAACAACUAAAAAUAACAUUUAUCAAGAAGCAGAACAUGUUACGGAAAAUAAUGUACCUCAUUGUAGUAUCUCGUCACAUAAUGAUGUUGAAAGAUAUGAUUUCAGAUCAGAUGCGAAUAGUUCUGUGAGCUGUGACAUAUUCCAAUCAAGAUUAGACUUGGAACAUAGAACACCAAAAAUGCAAGAUAAUAUUGCAAUGAAUAGCGAAUGGAGUGAUAAUAAUAACAAUGAGGAUGAAGAUGAUCAUUAUAUUAAUUUCUAUUUCCCUGAAUUAGCAACAAGUUCAAUAAAUGAAACAUUAAGUGAGACAGACAGCAGUAGCAUUAUUGAAAAUACUAUAUUAAGAAAUAACAAUGAAGAACCUUCAAAAACAUUGCAAAACUAUGACUGCUUUGGAGACUUUAAUGGCAAAUUUAUCGAUGAAUGUAAUUCAUUUCUCAAAGAAUAUCUGUGUAACUGCAUAACGAAAACGCUUGGAGAAGCGCUAUUCAUGUGUCUAGUAUUAAGCCAUCGUCAUUCUUUAACUAUGACUACAACUAUUGAUAUUUUAAAAAUGAUUAAUUUAAUUUUUGAUAAAAAAUGUAUGCUUCCCGAUAGUAAGUAUAAAGUAUCGAAAUAUUGUGAAAUAGAGGAUACUUUUAAAUAUCAUUUAUACUGCCCUGUUUGUUUAAAAUAUUUAAAAAUGCUAACUAGAAUAGAAACGGGAAAAAAAAGUAUUUGCACGUGUGGUUCAGAAAUUGAAGAAUCGAGUACUAAUGCUUUUAUUACUUUGAAUUUUCAUGCUCAAUUGAAAAGUUUGUUAGAGAAUACAAACGUUAAAAAAAGUCUAAAGAGCAGAUAUCGUGGAAGAAAUAAUGGUUCUCUACAAGAUAUCUGCGAUGGUGCAAUGUAUAAAAAAUUAUGUAAACGCAACAAACCUUUAAAUAAUAUGUGGAAUUUUUCUUAUACUUUCAAUACAGAUGGUUGUCAAGCUGGUAAUUCUAAUAAAGUUAGUAUUUGGCCUAUUUAUGCUACAUUAAACGAAUUACCUUAUAAAAUGAGAUCAAAAUACAUGAUGUUACUUGGUAUAUGGGUCAAUAAACGUGAACCAAAUAUGCAAAUAUUUUUACAACCCUUUGUAAAGGAAGUAAAUUUUUUAUCUACUUAUGGUUUACAGUGGCAAUAUGAUAAAAAUACUAUAAUUACAAGCCGUAUUAUACCAGUAUGUUGUUAUGUAGAUUCAGUUGCUCGACCAGCCAUGUUGAAUAUGAAACAGUUUAAUGGUCAUUAUGGUUGCACAUUUUGUGAACAUCCAACCGAAUAUGUAGAGGGUUAUCGAAAGUAUCCAGUUUCAACAAAUAUUUUUCCUAAUAGAACUAAUGCAUCUAUAAAGCAAAAUAUGAUUACUGCACAUGCAACUUCAAUUCCCAUAAAAGGUGCGAAAGGACCUUCUCCAUUAAUGAGUUUAAAAUAUUUCGAUUUAGUUAAUGGAAUGGUUCCUGAUUACAUGCAUUCAGUAUUGUUAGGAGUUACUAAACAAUUAACGGAAAUGUAUUUCUCUUACCCCGGGAAAAAAUUUUAUGUGGGACAGCCAAAUAUGUUUGAAAUCAUUAAUAAUCGAUUGUUGCAUAUAAGACCACCAAAGAAUAUAACACGUCAACCGAGAAGUUUACAUGAAUGGUCAUUAUGGAAAGCUUCUGAAUGGAGAUCAUGGCUGAUGUGGUAUUCUUUAGUAUGUUUAUAUGGUAUAUUACCAAAAAAAUAAGUAGCACAUCUUGCACAGUUAGUCUGUGCAAUUCAUAUUUUUUUACAAAAAUCCAUUUCA